AUGGAGGACUCCGAUGCCCAUGUCAUCGCGCCCAAUGACGACUGCAAUCGCGACUGUGCCGAUUGUGUUGCCCAAUUCACCGGCGCAAAGCUGUGCAUGUACCCACUCGCGGCUGUUCGACAGCAGAUGGGCAUAUCCGACUCCGUGGCUCGAAAGCGAGCGGAAGAACUCGCAUCAGCUGCAAAGGCAAACCAAAGCUACCUCAUGGACAAGCUUGCACAACAUGGCAAUGCCAUCGCCUCAAAGUGGAGAAAGAUGAACAGGAAUAAACGCGAAGCAACCAUACUCCAAGCUCAACCAACUCUCUACCCACACAAAUACAUCGAGUCUCGCGUGACAUACCAGGUUGAUGGUAGUGAGGCUGAGAUCCGCGGAUUCAUCGACAGGACAGAACCCGAAAAGUACCACAACGCUUUUUUGCUGCCAUAUCUGAAUCUCGAAGACUGGGUCGCCUUCGAUUCCUAUCAGAUGAAGAAUUUGUUCGACGCCGGCUGUCUUCUGCUCAAGUAUAACGACAACUGUAUCAUCCUUCACGGCGAGCGAUAUGGUGAGCUUGUACCAUACGAUCGCAAAAAGGCACACUACCAGGACAUCAUUGGCUAUACUCGCGGCAUCUUCAUCUUGGAGGCUCAAUCUGUACUACUGCAGUUCCUGCGUAACACGACCGAUAUCCUGGUGACAGCUGAGUCCCAGAAUCGAGGCGAUGAGAGACUCACGGCUCUUGUCAUGUCUGACUCUAAAGCUUCUGGCGAGGUCGAGUGCUGGUCACCGUUCGGCAAUGGAGCAUUCUCUUCAGUGCCGCGCUUCGCUCCCGAACAUCUUCUGAGGAAUGCAAAGGCACAAUUGGCGGCAGCAGAAGAUCACCUGAGAUUCAUGCAGACUGACCCGGCAUACCUGCAACACUGGGUCCAACAGCAGCGACGCCUUGGCUACUACUCCAAUCUCGGUAUCGACAAGACAUGGGACUACAUAACCUCUGACAUCAUGGUCUACCCCGUCCAGCAUGUGCGCAAGCUACGCUGGGUGGUUGGCGAACUGGAGAAUAUCCUCGACGUCUACAAGCGCUUUCGAGAUCAGAUCCAUAUUGGCUCGCCGCUGCCGAAGAAGUUCGAUCGCGCGAUGUCGGCUCUCGAAUUUCUGUGCAUCAACUUGUACCAGGUCGAGCGCAAAGAACUUACGAAGCAGCUUCGUAAGACUCCUGGCUUCCAAGAAGACUACGAUUACACCAAGAAGGAUGCCAAUGGCCAAUCUGGGUCGACCCUUCGAUGGAUUCACGGCUACGAUAGUGUCGACGGAGCAUACUUUCGAUUGAAGCCACUACAUUUCGCCCUCUUGAAGCUUACCAACAACCCGGAAGAUAACGACAGCAUAGCUCCAUCAUGGCUGAUGAGCUUCAUCGACGAUCAUCUAGCCAAUGGAGACAGCAAGGAACACGCCAAGAUUGAUCAAACCCUCUACGAUCAUCUUGCCCGUAUGACAUGCUACUUCGAACUCGUCAGUGCUGUUCGACUGCAUCGUCCGUGCCCACGGGCCAUGUCAUAUGACAGCAUUACCGCAGAAGAGAUGGAACGUCCAGUGUGGAAGCUUUGGCGGAAGCCAACCGGCAACAUGACUGAUCUGGAGACUCGCGAGCUUGCGGGUCUGCUACGUGGCUUCUGCAAGACUCCAUGGCCGAGCGGAAAGCGAGACCAAGCAUGGAGUCAUAGUGCAUCGGGCGUACGCGACGGCUUACAAGCAUUCUGGGCAACAGCUCGAAGAGUCGCUCGUCGUGAGGUCACUGGUAUCGGCUUCGAUGAGGUUGACGUUGGAGAGUAUGUCGAACUAUUCUCUGCGGAUCAAGCGGAUGAGCAUCGAGCUGAACUCAGCGCCGAGAUUGCAGCAGCCGAGAAAGUCAUCGCCACGACGCAAGCUCAGGAAUCUGACGGCCAGAAGAGCGCUACAGCACCGCAGUCGAGCUGGGGCGACGGAAAGAGCAACAAGUUUGAACCAGUGCUCGAGAAGGUGAAGGCAAAGACUCGUCCAGACGGUAGUGCUAGCCCUUCGGACGCUGCUGUAGAUGAUCUGGCCAACCUUCGAAUCGUGGAUGAGCCGGCCACGCCGCGCAUCGCUGUCAACGCAGAGUCGAUGCGGAUCUUUGCCCGCAUGUUCCCAGUUAGUGUUGAGGAUGUCUUCAAGGGUCUAGUGAAGUGGCAACAGGUCGUCACGGCCAUGGCCGAUGCCGGAUUCUCCGCUACUCAUACUGGCGGCUCAGCAGUACACUUCGACCCAACCGUUGAUCUUGCGGCUGCAGGCUCUAUCGUGUUCCACAAGCCGCAUCCAGAUCCAAACGUGGAUCCGAUCAUGCUUCAGACAAUGGGCAAGCGCAUGAGAAAGUGGUUUGGGUGGGAUGGAGAUAGCUUUGUGGAGAGAGCUAGGCAGACAUGA
Messenger RNA from Fulvia fulva, 2424 nucleotides. RefSeq lists its product as uncharacterized. The transcript has 2 exons. The coding region runs from base 1 to 2424 and encodes 807 amino acids. Lineage: Eukaryota; Fungi; Ascomycota; Dothideomycetes; Mycosphaerellales; Mycosphaerellaceae. The record is from RefSeq and is a predicted model, not a curated record.